AUGGACUCAACCGUUGUCUCCGCCAUGAAGGGCGAAAAACUGAAGGAACCAAGUCAAUGGAGGAAUUGGUUCGCACGAAUCAAGAUCUAUGCACGACAGAAGAGGGUAUGGGAACUGAUCGACCCUCACACCGCAGAAGAAGAUCUGGAAAAGCCAAUUCGCAAACCUCGAAGACCGCAAUACCCGGAGGGUGGCAACGAACUUGCGAAGAGAGAGUGGAGAGAUCGUAUGGAUAUCUACAAGCUGGACCUUGCCGAAUGGGAACAGCAAAACAAGAGCCUAGAUGCCAUCAAUGAAUGGAUCAUCUCAAAUCUGGAUCCAGUCCAUCACACCUCGAUGCUUAACUACGAAACCCCAUACGGACGGCUUGUAUAUCUUCAAACCCGAUUUGGCCGAUCAUCUGCGGCAGAAGAAGAUAUCCGUGCACAGUGGAAGCGAGUGUCAGCCUCACCACCAAAGAGGGGUUCUGAUAUCGAUCAGUGGAUCAAUGAAUGGGAUGCACUAAGAGAGCAAGGUGUAAGCCUAGACCUGCCAGAAAUGAAGAGUGCCAAUAAGGACUUCCUCCGCGCUGUUAAAGAUCUACUCCCUGUUUGGUGGCAGCUGAAAUUUGAGGCGAUCGUGCUGAACCAGGAAGAAUGGGAUACUCGCGAUUUGAUUGAAAACUUCAGAGGAAGUUAUCGUGAGCUGCACCCACAGAGCGCGAGCACUGUCAGCACUAUUUCCAAAGCAUCGUUUUCGACACUGCAAGGUUUCGAUGAAGCUAGACCAGAGCCACCGCAGGGAAAGCCGCAAGGCCAGCAAGCGCAGGAAUCGCCACGUGAACGAACUUUACCACCGAUCCCGAAGCGAUAUUGCCCCUGUGGUAACCGUCACCAUAAGCCGUGGAAGUGCUGGGCGGUCAACCGGGAUGCAUUCCCUGACAAAGAAGUUUUUGAGAAGACCGCGAGGCGAGUGGAAGAUCGUCUUUCGAAAGACCCGGCGUGGAAAGCCUGGAUAGAGAAAUCUGUCAGGGAUCACAACGAGAAGAAUGGAGUGAGGCCUGCCACGAAUACGGCCAAUAGCACACAACUGUAUGGCUCCUUCCUCACCACAGCAACCAUUUUGACUGAGGAGGAGCAACUUGAAGUCCUCCGUGAAGACAUUGGAAUACCGGAAGGAUCAGUCAACCGGAACACGCAGGAAGAUCGCCAACAAGAACUCCACGAGAGUAAUCAUGAAGGCACAGAGAAUGAACACCAGGAAGAACUUGAUCAUGAGGACCGUACACCUGAGGGGGGUGUAUGCACCGAUCACCCCGGAACCUGA
Molecule: messenger RNA, 1305 nt
Organism: Penicillium bovifimosum
Lineage: Eukaryota; Fungi; Ascomycota; Eurotiomycetes; Eurotiales; Aspergillaceae
Exons: 2
Coding region: 1-1305 (434 amino acids)
Source: RefSeq, a predicted model, not a curated record